Messenger RNA from Lactuca virosa, 438 nucleotides. The record is from the annotation of a GenBank genome assembly. NCBI's taxonomy places the organism in Eukaryota, Viridiplantae, Streptophyta, Magnoliopsida, Asterales, Asteraceae.
AUGGAGGGCCUCCGCUGCUACAAUCUGCUCUCCGACAGCCAAUUCAAGCUGCAAUUAACUCUGACCACCACUUCUCCCCUCUCAAUCGACCCCUCUGAAUCCACCCAGAUGAGGAUCCAACGACUAAUAACCGAAAAUCCUGUCAACAUAUUCACCCGUUCCGACUGCUUUAUGUGCGAUGUAGUGAAACGAAUCUUCUAUUCCAUCGGUGUUUACCCCACCGUCAUCGAACUGGAGGAGGAAGAAGUCGCCGACCUUGCUGUCUUCCACGAACACAGUGGUGGCGGAGAUGAGGAGGUUCCGGCAGUCUUCAUAGGUGGGUCUUGUAUUGGCGGGUUAGAGAACCUUGUGGCACUCCAUUUGAGCGGCCAUCUUGUUUUAAAGCUUGUAGAAGUUGGUGCUCUUCGGUCAGGGAAUAAUGGUGUUGUAGGCAUGUAG